Molecule: messenger RNA, 640 nt
Organism: Oryza sativa Japonica Group (Japanese rice)
Lineage: Eukaryota; Viridiplantae; Streptophyta; Magnoliopsida; Poales; Poaceae
Source: RefSeq, a predicted model, not a curated record
ACACCACGCUCACAAAAAGCUCUAGAUAACAUGCUCGGGGUGCAGCAGCAUGGCCGGCAGCGGCACGGCAUCUCGAAGCCACCGCCGGCGAAGAAGGGGAAGGCGGCGGCGAGGAAGUACAAGCCGCCGCAAUGCCCUGGCGCCGUGAGGGUGGUGUACAUAGCCAGCCCCAUGAAGCUGACGGCGAGCCCCGAGGAGUUCCGCGCCGUCGUGCAGGAGCUCACCGGCCGCCACUCCAACAUCGCCGACCGUCACUACGUUGACUCCACCAUUGAUCUCCCGCCGCCGCCGCCGCCGCCUCCAGCAUACUGUGCCAGUUAUGCUGCGUCGGCCACGGCGGCGGCGCCUCCCGUCGCAGCUGUACCACCGCCGGUGCUGACUCCGCCGUUGCCGCCGCAAACAUUUCAGUCGUAUGAUCACGGCGGACAAGGGCACCGCUGGUAGACAACACUAUUACUCCUAAUUAGUAGAUGAAUAAUAAUGUAUAUAUAUGGAGGUUAAAUUAUAUUAUUAUCUAGGAAAUCAAUUGAAUUCACUCAUAGUGAAAUAAUUAAGUUUUGUCUAGUUGAAACUGCAGGGCUGUAAAAUUAUUGUAUAUGAAGGUUUGCAAAUUAUUAUAUUAGUAUUAUUUUUUCGGUCA